ACAUUUUCCGCAUUACCAAUUCUUCUCUGUUCCAUCUAUAGUUCUUAAUCUAGUCAACAUGCCACAGAAGAUCACGGUCGCCGUGGCUCAGGCGAGCACCCAGCCGACGGUCGCCGCCACCUUGGAUGCUCUGGCGAAAGUGACUCGCCACGCGGCCAGCCGCGGGGUCCACUUGAUCCUCUUUCCCGAGGCAUAUCUGGGGGGUUAUCCCCGAACCUGCGAUUUUGGCACGGCGGUAGGCGCUCGUGCUCCCCAUGGCCGCGACCAAUUCCUCGAGUAUUUCCAUGCAGCGACCGACCUGGGGGACACCCCCGCCGGAGCCGGCGAUGACUGGGUGAACCGGAAGUUGCCUCUACCCCGGGGCAAGGAGUACCGCGGCGAUGGCACGAGAGAAGCGCUGGAGAAGAUCUCUCGCGAAACGGGCGUCUUUAUUGUGUGUGGUGUGAUCGAGCGCGCCGGCGGUAGCCUCUACUGCUCUGCCAUCUAUGUCGACCCGCGCGACGGUGCCCUGGGCAAGAGAAGAAAGGUCAUGCCAACUGCGUCGGAACGUCUGAUUUGGGCCCAAGGGUCGCCUGCCACCCUCAAGGCUGUCACCACCGAGCUCAAUGGGGUCCGUCUGACUAUUGGAUCUGGCAUCUGCUGGGAGAAUUACAUGCCGCUGCUGCGCCAGAGCCUGUACGCCCAGAAUGUCAACCUUUACCUAGCCCCAACCGCCGAUUCCCGGGAUACCUGGCUACCACUCAUGCGCACAGUGGCCGCGGAAGGCCGCACUUUUGUCCUGUCCGCCAACCAGUGUGUGCGCCGCCGCGAACUGCCCGACUGGAUCGCGACCGCCGCCCCGAAUGGCAGCAAUGGAGAGGAUUAUGUGUCCCGGGGCGGUUCCUGCAUUGUGGGUCCGUUGGGAGAAGUCCUCCGGGACCCCAUCUGGGAGGUGAGCACGGAUGAUACCGAGGAUCCGAGUGCCGCGCUGUCAGUGGCGGAGAUUGACCUGGAGGAUUGCGAGCGUGGUCGAUUGGAUAUGGACGUGGCGGGCAGUUAUUCGCGCAAUGAUGCUUUUAAGCUGACGCAACCUCAGUGCAGCCAGCAACGACCAUGUACCAACUGUGUCCAGGCAGAUGCUGCCUGUGUUCCUAGUCAACGACCGGCGAGACAGAGUCGCGUCAAUCCAGAAUACGCUCGUGCUUUGGAAGAGCGGAUCCUCGAGCUCGAAGCCGAACGAGGCAGCGACCUCGAUCUGCGCUCCGGCCAGCCGCUCGAUCCUGACACACCCCCCAGCUUCAGGACAACGGACGUGCGCACAUCAGAAUCGCAGGGACCAUCGCAAAUGCCGAUGCUAGUAGAUGAAAGACCUGCAGAUGUGGCGUCCCCAGCAAUCCGUGUCGUGCCCGAUUCCUUGCGGAAUCACCAGGACAUUCAAGCCGCAAGUACCCCUUCGAUUACCAUGCUUCCUGCCCUCGCCCCGAGUUCGCCCAAUCCGAUGACAUUAGACGAGGCCAGCUAUGAGACACGGAUUCCACCGCAGACCCAGGAUGAACUGGUCCGCGUAUUUCUGGAGCGCGUAAACCCGCGGUAUCCGUUCCUCCACGAGGAAACCUUCAUCGCUUGGUACGAUACGUGGAAGAGCUCAAGAAGUCUGGGAGUGCCUCUACCGCAAGACGAGCGAUGGAAGGCCUUUUUCAUCAAGAUGGCUUUUGCGGUAAGCCUUCUGAUCGCCCCUCGGGUCUCAGCCAGGGAUAUGAAAGCUUCCCAGGCUCUGUAUUUAUCUUCCAUGGCGUCGCUGGAUACUGUUUUCUCUUGUCUGGACCCGGUUUUGCACGCACAAGCCUACCUACUUUGCACAUUGCACGCCCUCCACUCGCCAUCAUCGCAAACCGUUCUGACCAUGAUAUCGGCCGCCAUGCGUUGUUGCGUGAUCGCACAGUUGCAUCUCCCUACGAUCGAGUCCAAGGCCGAAGACCCGCUGUUGGAGAUGCAGAUUCGACGGCGUGUGUUCUGGUCCGCGUAUGCCAUCGAUCGCCUAAUUAGCUGGGUCUAUCAUGUCCCAUGCAGUCUCGUCGAUGAAGACAUCCAAGUCGAGCCCUUUGCCAACAUGAAUGAUGAUGAGAUCAAAGCAUGGCAAUCGAGGACCGAUCGGCUAGAGCAGGUUGAAUCGGUUCCUCGGAGGACGCAGGUAUCCUCUGCCCUGCAUCUCAUCCGAGGCAGAAGGAUCCAGUCCCGUAUCCUGAGCAUCAUGAUGCGUGCCGAUUAUGGACAACGGUUCGAAGAAUCCCACCAAUGGCGUCUUCACAUGCUGGAGGUUCUCAACCAGUGGAAGGCACAGCUGCUGCCCCAUAGUGACCCCCUCUCCAGUGGAUAUACCAGCGAAGGAUGGGUGGGGAUGCUCUACAACUAUACAGUCCUUCUCUUAUACCGGCCCACCCAGCAGAACGUAUGUGACAUGGUGGUGGAGCGGUGCAUCAAGGCCUGCACCGACAUGGCACUGACAUUUUGGAAGUAUCUGAAGGGUCGUCAAACGGCUCAAUUGUGGCCGGGUUUGUUAAGCCAGUUUGGGAUCGGAAUCACCCUCCUAUACUGCUUAUGGCUCGUGCCCCCAUCUCGCCGACCCGCCGCUCUCCAAUCAUCCAAGGUUGGCACGGCUGUCCGAACAUGCUCGGUGAUCCUGGCAGUCCUUUCCGAACGGUGGACCCAGGCAGAACCAUUGCGAGAUGUGUUCGAUCUUCUGGCAGACGCGAUUCCGGUCCAUUGUGGGCCUCAUGAUCUGGACGGAAGCCGCAUCUCGACGGAUGGCAUACAGCAUCAGCUGCCAAGACUUAAUGCGAUUGUCGUCAACAAAGACAUCUUGCGAAUGCUGACCGAGAUGGCGACAGAGGACUAUCCUUGGGAUGAAGACCGAACGGCCAAUUUGGCGGGAUGGUCAUCCAGCGAUGUGCAUACGGCCCACGACUGCCCGCUGUGUUGGGACGCCCCAGCCGGCCUGGAGGGCUUUCCUCCGGUCGGAUUUGCGCCCGGAAGCUUGUGGCCGGCUUUUGAUGGCACUACCGCCCACUCCUUCACCGUCUCGCCCGAGGGAUACCCAUUCUUCCCGGGUUUGUUGGGUUCAAUCGAGUUCUGAUGGCG
Messenger RNA from Aspergillus ibericus CBS 121593, 3117 nucleotides. RefSeq names its product nitrilase. Gene Ontology annotation, molecular function: catalytic activity; DNA-binding transcription factor activity, RNA polymerase II-specific; zinc ion binding. Bases 59 to 3112 code for a protein of 1017 amino acids. The transcript is spliced from 9 exons. Lineage: Eukaryota; Fungi; Ascomycota; Eurotiomycetes; Eurotiales; Aspergillaceae. The record is from RefSeq and is a predicted model, not a curated record. Gene Ontology annotation, biological process: DNA-templated transcription; regulation of DNA-templated transcription.